Lycium barbarum (goji berry) is the source of this 1593-nucleotide messenger RNA. RefSeq lists its product as uncharacterized. The transcript has 7 exons. Lineage: Eukaryota; Viridiplantae; Streptophyta; Magnoliopsida; Solanales; Solanaceae. The record is from RefSeq and is a predicted model, not a curated record. The coding region runs from base 1 to 1593 and encodes 530 amino acids.
AUGGGGGAUUUCAACUGUAUGCUUAAUAGAGAUAAGAGAGUGGGUCGACCAGUAUUAGUUUCAGAGUGUGAAGAUAAAAAAGCUUAUAGUAGAAUAGAUAGGGUACUCGUUAAUGGAGAUUGGUUUACUUCACUUCCAAGUUCAAAGGUUCACUUUGGAAAUGAAGGACUCAUGGACCAUUGUCCAGCAGUAAUAAAUCGGGAUAAUGGAACUCAACAUACAACACAUAGAGGCAUAAAUAAGAGCCACUUUAAUGAUGUUGAAGUACAAGAAGAUAAAGCUAAAGAAAAGUUGGAGAAGUGUCAAAUUGCACUGCAAAGGGAUCCUACAAACAUAAAUUUGGUCAGAACAGAGAUACAAGUAGCUAAAGAUACCAAAGAUGGAAUCAAGCAAGGAUUCAGGUAUAACAGGUCUGAUAGAUAUGACAGCCAGUUUUUCAAAGAUUGUUGGGGCAUAAUAAGUGCUGAUCUCAUAGAAGGGCUAAGGGAGUUCUUCAACUCAGGGAAAAUUCUUAAGGUGUGGAACAAUAUAGUACUCAGUCUAGUGCCAAAAUCAGACGAUGCUGAUACAGUAGGAGACUAUAGGCUAAUAGCUUGUUACAAUACAAUAUACAAAGUGCACCUAGUCAGACUGUAUAAUAGGAAACAAACCAGUAGUAGCUGCUUGAUUAAGAUUGAUCUAAAGAAAGCCUAUGACACAGUGGAAUGGGGAUUUGUGGAGGAGAUGUUGUAUGCUUUGGAGUUUUCUCACAAGUGCAUAAGAUGGAUUAUGAAUUAUUUAACCUUUGUUCAGUACACCAUAGCCAUCAAUGGUGGACUAUAUGGAAACAUUCAGGGCAAAAGAGGACUAAUACAAGGGGACCCAAUUUUCCCCUUAAUAUUUGUCAUAUGCAUGGAGUAUUUUACAAGAACAAUGAAUAUAGUUGCUCAUCAGGAGGGAUUUGGUUUUCACACAAAGUGUAGAAGCAUGAAACUGAAGCACUUGUGCUUUGCAAAUGAUGUGCUACUAUUUAGCAAAGGGGAUUUCCAGUCUGUGUUGUUGUUACUAAGAGGUUUGAAAACCUUCUCUAAUACAUCUGGUUUAUGUACAAAUGCUAGUAAGAAAAUUUCUAAGAUAGUCCGUGAUGUGCUACUGGACAAAAUCUCUGCUAGGAUAAAAUAUUGGGGUACCAGGCACCUCUCAUAUGCAGGGAAAGUGCUACUUGUCAACUCCGUUCUUAUGCAUGUUCAUAGCUACUGGUAUUCAAUAUUUCUCCUUCCAAAGCAGGUACUCAAAGGAAUUACUGCACUGUGUAGAAAUUUUCUUUGGGAUGGCAAGGCUGUAACAAGUAAAUCUCCAUUAGUGGCUUGGGAUCUGGUUUACCGAGCUAAACAUAAAGGUAGCUUGGGGAUAAUAGACUGCUUUAAGUGGAAUGAAGUUGCUAUAGACAAAUAUGUAUGGAACAUUGCCCAGAAGGCUAAUAAUCUGCGGGACUGCAGCAGGUUGACAUACAAGGGAUUUGGAAGAGAAUGGCAAGAAGUAUUAAAGGAAGAAGGAGCAGGAAGUGGCAUUGGCUGUUCUUGCAGCUCUGGGGUACUGGAUUUGGAAGGCUAG